Molecule: messenger RNA, 4547 nt
Organism: Helicoverpa armigera (cotton bollworm)
Lineage: Eukaryota; Metazoa; Arthropoda; Insecta; Lepidoptera; Noctuidae
Product: LMBR1 domain-containing protein 2 homolog
Exons: 10
Coding region: 472-2532 (686 amino acids)
Cellular component (GO): membrane
Source: RefSeq, a predicted model, not a curated record
AACUUUCAAAAAUGCCAACAAAAUUCUAAUAGAAUCAGACUUGCUUUUUUUUGAUUGAUUGUCUUGAUAGCGAUUUGUGAUGAUAUCACAAUGCUUAUUUAAAGAUUCUGUAUAAUUGUGGAGCAAUACAUCAGUGUUCAUUUUAGUUUAAAGUGUUUACGAUUUUGUGUAACUCCUACGACAAUGUCAUCACAGCCAAUCUUUUGCACCUAAAAAUAUGUCAGAAUCGAGGGGGCCCGAAAACAAAAGUAUUGAGUUCGACCCUAUAUUACCCGAUGCGGGAGUAUUAUUCUAUGAAGAAUGUCCAACGGAGUAUGAAAUAGAACGGCCUAGAUUGCUGCCUUUGAAAUCUACGACUCAGAUUCGUUUCGAGCAGUUACAGCACGAGGCAGCAAGAGUUUGGAGAGAGAAGCAGAAGACGGCAAAGAAGAACUGACUUUUUGUUUGUGAACAGUGUAAAAUCGUGUCAAAAUGGCUUACACGUUGUUUGUGAUAGAACUGAUAUCUGCGUUCAUAUUAGCAGCGACUCUGCUGUACCGAUAUGGAGACUGCUACAGGAACCACAUCAUAGUGACCAUAUCUGUGCUGACAGCAUGGUACUUCUCAUUUGUGAUUAUGUUCAUCUUGCCUCUAGACAUAUCCUCGACUGUGUACCGACAAUGUAUGGAAAAUGCAACGAAAGCGACAGAUCCAACUCAAAUGGUACAAGGCAAUGUUACCACAGUGGCUCCACCAACCGUGGAGUGUCAUAAGCCUUGGAGUUUCAUGAGCUCCGAUGUGUUCCCAAACCUUUGGCGAGUUGUGUAUUGGACUUCACAAUGUCUUACUUGGCUUAUCAUGCCAAUGAUGCAGUCAUACAGCAAAGCUGGUGACUUCACAGUGAAAGGCAAACUAAAGUCAGCGCUAGUUGACAACGCCAUCUACUAUGGUUCAUACCUAUUCAUAUGUGGCAUACUACUUAUAUACAUUGCCUUAAAACCAGGCAUAUAUUUAGACCCCCCUAAGAUAAAAGCCAUAGCUUCAUCAGCCAGUAACACAUGGGGUCUGUUCCUAUUGAUCCUGUUACUUGGAUAUGCCUUGGUGGAAGUGCCUAGAAAUCUGUGGAACAAUUCCAAGAAGAACUAUACAUUGACUUAUUGUUACUUCAAGAUAGCUAAGCUGAGUACUGAUAAGUGUGAAGCUGAGGAAACUGUUGAUGAUAUUUUGGAUAGCCUUAAAGCAGUGACAACAGCAGUGGGAUCUGGCCACCCACUUCACCGUCACGUUGAGACGAUAGUCCAGAAGUUACCCAUAACACUACGAGACAGGCUCAACGGACGCGCACCGCCGGACAGACCCAUACCACCAUCAUUGAAGUCACUUGUCAAUCUACACAAAAAGACUAUCAAAGCACUACACGUGCUGCAGCGUACAGAAACGCAAUGGGGUCUUAUGUUGGAACGUAUAUUCCAUCUCGAAGAUAUUGCUGCGAACCAGCGAUCGCCAGACCACAGGUUCCAGCAUACUUUCCAUACGCCAAGGCCGAGGCUCCAACGGAUAUUCUAUCCACCUAUUAUUGAAUGGUAUUGGGAAUGUUUUCUGAAACAAUACUUUUUGAAGACAAUGGCCGUGAUCACGGGUAUCAUGUCUAUAGCUGUGGUGUGGUCGGAAAUGACUUUCUUCUGCAAGAAGCCUGUGCUGUCUAUAUUCGCGAAUAUUGUUAUAGCUGCUACUGAUACUUAUAACUAUUCGGCUAUUGAGGCAAUAUCAACAAUAAUAAUAGCCUACAUGUUCUACUGCGCUUACUCCACGGUACUCAAGAUCCGUCUCCUCAACUUGUACUACCUGGCUCCUCACCACCAGACCAAUGAGUACAGUCUCAUAUUCUCUGGGAUGAUGGUGUGUAGGCUGACUCCGGCUAUGUGUUUGAAUUUCCUCAGCUUGAUACAUAUGGAUUCGCACGUUAUAAAGGAGAGGAUUAUGGAGACUUAUUAUACGCAGAUAAUGGGCCACAUGGAUGUCCUAGGCAUUAUAGCCGAAGGUUUCAACAUCUACUUCCCGAUGCUAGUAGUGCUGCUAUGUGUAGCCACUUACUUGUCGCUGGGCAGUCGCUUGCUGUCACUCUGCGGGUUCCAGCAGUUCGUGGGUGAUGAUGAACUUACUACUGAUCUUGUGGAUGAGGGCAGAGAGAUUGUUAAGAGAGAGAAACGCAAGCGCCAACGUGCGGAGGACUCGUUGACUCGUCGCCGCGACUACAGCGAGAGAUUCUCCAACUACAGGAGUGCACGCGACGCACAGGAUGGAGCCCACACCGGGCUUCUAAACGACGUGGAUUCAGAUUACUACGUGCAACCCAGUCCUGAACGAAACCAGUCUUCUAUCACCGGGUACCAGAGAGCCGAGGUUCCUUAUAACAGGUCCAAUCUUACGUUGGAAGAUGAGUUGGACCAUCGCUUCGGUGAAAGUACCUUACCGUCCAUUCGAACUGAGUUCGAUGACCGGAGACGAGAUAAGAUGACGAUGCCCCCUCGAGGUUUGUUUGAUGAUGUAUAAAGUGCAAUAAGGUAUUAGGUAAUUUUUCUGAGAGUUUUUGUGGGGGUACUGUUGUUUUAGAUUUGAAGAUUUGCGAUUUUCGAAUAUGUGCCCUAAGACCAUUAAGUUAAGGAUUAAAAUCGUUUAAAACUUUUACAUACGCGUUCUGUUAUUGAACUCUUAAUGUAUGAAACAUUAUCGUUCUAUAUGACAAUACCUUCACAAAAACAGGUCAAUUAAGUUAUUAUAACUAGAUUUAAAACAAUUGUUUUAGUGAUCGUUAAUAGUGAUAAUUGCAAAAUAAAUGUAUUUGAAUGUUUGCAAGCGUGACGGAUGUGUGCUGUAUAGAUUCAAUUGAUUUAUUUUAGGUACAAAUAUAAUAAAAUAAUAUAUUGCUUACAUUUUUAUAUGGAUAAUAAUCUAAUUAGUAUGGAGACACCAAACACAAUAAAAUAUUAUAUUUUAUCAUAAACUGCUAAUAAACUUGCUUGUGCAAUAAUUAUUACAAUUUUAAGACAUCAAUUCUUAAAUAUGACGCUAUAAAUUUUACUGUAAUAUAUUACAACUUUUAACACCUUUGGACAAAGACCAUAGUCUCGAACUAUUUAUUUAGCUAUCUCUUUUCUGGGGUCAACUGAAAAAAAAAAUUUGCUUGUCUUUAAUCUUAGACUAAAAAUUCACCAAAUCGUUGCACGGCGCUUUGUAAUACUAACAGUUGGAUCGCAAACGCUUUGUGGUGCCAUAUUUAAUAUCUUUGGUUGUACGUUCUAUAAGGCAGCUUGUAUAUUUCAACCAGACUACCGCCCGAUUCUUUAGUCUUACUAAAAGAACUAAUAGUGAAUUUAGGUAUGUGUAUCAACAUUCUAAGGUAUGGAAACAAACAAUUGAUAGAUUUUGGCAGCCCAUAAUGUCCUUGAAAUAAAGAGUGAACCUUAAACUUAGAACUAUUUGGUGUAGAAAAUCCUUAUUUUAUUUUAGAACGGGCGCUAAUGGUAGUUUAGUUGUGAAGUAGCAUAAUAAUGUAAGAAAACACCAGGUUAUAUUGAGUUUACGAACGUUGUUUUAUUAUAACUUACAGAUUAAAAUAAGAAUAGGGUAAUGUCACAAUAGUAACUUUUUACUUACGAACUUUAAAUAUAAACUACAAAUACCUACUAUAAAUUCCGAAAAUAAAGAAAAAACGGAAAGGCCAAAACGAAAUAUCUCAUUACUGUUUUGCAGUAUGCAGAGUAAUAAAAUGUUGUAGCAUCGGCCACUUUUUAUUAUGUAUAUGCGUGUAUAGUUAUCGGCACGGAUAUUGAGCCCUGAUCUUCACCUGCGCAGAAGCGAUUUAUUGGUUUAUUCCCUAUGUGUACAGUGCGCAAAGCGAUCCCCACUCUUCCGCCGAGAUCUCAAUAUCUGUGCCGAUAACUAUAAACAAAAUGAUAACUGGAUCAAAUCAUCACAAGGACUUUAUAAAAUCCUAUUCUUAUUUGAUGGCAAACGUUUUUAAUAAUAAAAGGCCUAAAGCACGUUAGACAUUUAUGUGAAGGGUGAUACAUUGUAGUCGUAUAUUGUUCAUUCUGUAUUAUAUUUAUUAAUAUUCUAACACUUUUAUUUAGUCAACUUUUAAGUAGAUUAUGGGUUUUAGAUUAUGUUUAGAGACGAGUCCUAGACAUUCUUGCUAAAAAAACAGUACUUUUAAUAAGGACGACUUUACCAUAUUUUUCCGUUUAUUUCUAGCGGAAUAUUUGAAUUUUAUCUGUAAAAUUGACAGCUAAAUUUAGUUUACUAGUCGUUGUGGACUCGACUUUAAAUUAUGUAAUCUAAGGCUAUCAUUUUAGUCGAGAUUAUUAUAACGCUGAUUAUUCUAAACCUUGGGGUACGUAUUUAAAAGAAUAUAAAUAAAUUGUGUAUUAUUUUGCGUGUACAUAAAUAUUACUUAUUUAGCUUAGGCAAUGUUUUUAUGCUAACUAAUUAUUUUGUUAUUGUAUACUUUAUGUCAUUCCAUAGGUUUAUUUAAUGCCGUAGCAUUAAACACUGAUGUGAUAUUGUUA